Messenger RNA from Exophiala spinifera, 300 nucleotides. RefSeq lists its product as uncharacterized. The coding region runs from base 1 to 300 and encodes 99 amino acids. The transcript has 2 exons. Lineage: Eukaryota; Fungi; Ascomycota; Eurotiomycetes; Chaetothyriales; Herpotrichiellaceae. The record is from RefSeq and is a predicted model, not a curated record.
AUGGCACUCAAAGAUCUCGUCUCCGGCACGGCUUCUUCCACAAGUCGGAAAUUCGACGACUUUGAAGACCCCAAGGCCUUUGACAGGAGUGAAGAUUGUCUAUCGUGUCGAGUUUUAGGCUCGACCGCACUCACAUCCCUGGGGAUAUACACUUAUUACUCUGGCAUGCAACAACUGCGGACGCAGCGCAGGGCCAUCGAACUCAGCAAGUCAAAGUACAAGUCCGGCUCACGACAAUUGGGCGUCUUGUCGUUGUCGGCGACCUUGGUCGGGUUGGGGAUCUAUCGAAUGUUCAACUGA